Molecule: messenger RNA, 1728 nt
Organism: Ectocarpus sp. CCAP 1310/34
Lineage: Eukaryota; Phaeophyceae; Ectocarpales; Ectocarpaceae
Source: the annotation of a GenBank genome assembly
AUGCCUCUGUUCAUGACCACGUUCGGGGAUACGCUCGAUGGUCUUGGACAGCCGACUGAGGACGGCGAGGUUGCCUCGGUUGCAGAAGCCGUCCAGAAGUUCGUUGUCCUCUUCGGCGUGAUAGGAGCCCUCUCCGGGGUGUCUGGGUUCGCCAUGGUCUCUCUCUGGAGCAUUGCUGGAGAGUGCCAGGCGCUACGCAUGCGCAGGGAAUACGUGAAGUGUAUCCUGAAGCAGGACAUCGGAUGGUUCGACGCGCACCCCGCGGGGCAGCUUCCCACGGCCGUCACCGCCAACAUGGCAAAGGUGCAGGACGGCUUGGGCAGGAAGAUCGGGGAUUCUAUCCUCAACGGUCUUGGCGGUAUUGCCUUGCUGAUCACGGCGAUGGUGGUGAACUGGCAACUCGGAUUGAUUAUGAUGGGCUGCGUUCCGUUGAUUGGCGCUACCGUGGCGAUCGUCACCCAGCUCAUGUCAAUCACUACUCAAAAGCCGGUGGCGUGGCCACUGAGCCCCUUCUUUGUCGGCGCCCAACGCUUCAACAUCUGGAUUCUUGGUUCUGGUGUCAUCAGGUUCUCAGUAGCCCACUCUCUAUCUAUUGCUUCAAUAUCUGGGUUCUAUUCUGGCUUGUGGUGUCGCCAGGUCCUCAGCGGCAUCCGCACGGUGGCCUCCCUGGGCUCGGAGGAGAUUGAGCUCAAGCGCUACUCCACUCACCUGGACGGCGCCUACGCGGCCGGGGUGAAGGAGGGUGUGUCGACGGGCCUCGGCAACGGGGCGUUGUUCAUGGCCUUCUACUCGAGCUACGGCCUCGCCUUUUGGUUCGGCACCAAGCAGGCAAGCCUCUUGUCAAUGCAGCCGUUGUACGUGGCCGACGGCGGCGGCCGUACCGGCGGCGAAGUCCUCUCGUCGAUAUUUGCCGUUCUUAUGGGAGCGAUGAUGUUGGGCCAAACCGCGCCGGGUAUCACCGCCGUAGGAAUCGCUCGCGGCGCCGCCGUGGAGGUAUUCGAGACCUUGGAGCGCACGCCCCCGAUCGACUCGUCUUCGAAGGGCGGACUCAAGCCGGACAAGGUGGAAGGGAAGGUGGUUUUCCACACUGUGGGCUUCAGCUACCCGGCUAGGCCGAGCGAUGUGGUGUACAACUCCUUCAGCUUAGAGGUAGCCGUCGGCAAGACCCUCGCCCUCGUCGGGCCGUCCGGCGGAGGAAAGUCCACCGUAACUAAGCUGCUGCUGCGUUUCUACGACCCAACCUCGGGUACCGUGACUCUCGACGGCACGGAUAUCAAGUCCCUCAACGUCGCCUGGUACAGGCAGCAGAGCUUUCCCGACGGAUAUAACACUGGGGUGGGCGAGGGAGGGUUCCAGCUCUCCGGAGGCCAGAAGCAGCGCAUUGCAAUUGCCCGUGCGAUCAUCAAGGACCCGGCCAUCUUGCUCCUCGACGAGGCUACGUCCGCGCUCGACUCGGAGAGCGAAAAGGAUCGAACGGGUACCGAAAACCGACUUCUUGGCAUCCACCAGCUUGUCGAAUCUGCUCCCAAGGUGGUACAAGCCGCCCUGGACCAGCUCCACAAGGACAAGCCGCGCACGACCGUGACCAUCGCGCACCGUCUAUCCACCAUCCAAGGCGCCGACAAGAUCGCCGUCAUCGACAAGGGCGUCGUCGAGCUGGGAACACACUCCGAGCUCCUGGCCCUCAACGGCGUCUACCACACGCUCUGCUCCAGCCAGGUGAACUAA